AAAUCAAAACAAUUCCAAGUUCAUGAAACAAAAUAAAACGAUUACAGUUUAUAACAUAAAAUUACACGUUUAUCGUUUUAUUACCCCGAUCAGAAAGCGUACGUAACAGUACUUUUCCUUUUUUCUUCUUAUUUCUCCUUUUUCCUUUUUAACUAUAGCCUUUGAAACAACUUUUACCAAUUCGAAACAAGUUUCAAGUCUUUCUACUGAAUAUUAAGUUUAUUUAGUUCAUUUUUUUUUCAGUAACUACUACUUUUUUCAGUAGUUAAUUUCUUGUCUUAUAACAAUCGUUGUGGUAUAUCAAUUGAUACAAGCUUGGAUCGUUAAUUAUAUGCUAGUUUAUCCUUGAUAUCAUUAUGCUAAAACCCACUUCCUUUAGAAGUUAACAUUAAAGACGUUUGUUUCCUGUUUGUUAUUCAGUUUGAUUUGAAGAGUGAUGUGUGAAAGAUACGUAUUAAGCUUUAAUUAAUUUUAAUUGAAUAAUUUAAAAUAAAUUUAAGUAUGUAAAUGUCUUCAUUAUUAUCUGUUUUUGAAAUAAAUCACUAAAUUGCAAAAUAACAGUUUAAAGUUAAUUUAUGCCUACGUUGGAAUUUAAGGAAUUCUCUAUUAAACCUGAAUUAGUAGGUAGAGCUGGAUAUCCCUUAGAAAGACACACAUUAACUGCCAUCGAUGGUUACAUUACAACAAUUUUUCGACUCCCCAACAUUAAUUACCCUCACUCAAAUGGGCAACCCGUUUUUAUUCAACACGGAAUUUUAUCAAAUAGUGCUAAUUUUAUUACACACGGAAAUGUUUCUUUGGCUUAUGUUCUUUGGAAUGCCGGAUACGAUGUUUGGAUUGGCAACUUUAGGGGUAGCUACUAUUCAGAAGGACAUGUCAAUUUAACAACUUAUGAUAAAGAAUAUUGGGACCACAGUAUAGAUGAAAUGGCGCUUUAUGAUACACCGGAAGCAAUGUCUUACAUGACUUCGAUAACCGGAAAAUCUUUAUUUUAUAUCGGACAUUCCUUGGGGACGACGAUAGGGAUGAUGUACGCAUCGGAAUUUCCUGAAGAAGCCGCGAGAAAUAUAAAGCUUUUCGUUUUUAUGGCACCUGCUUAUACAUUAACAAAUAUGAUUUCACCAUAUAAACAAGUCGCUUACACUUUACCAUUUUUCUUGAAACUCGCAAAUGAUUUCGAUUUAAUCCGAUUAAUAUCGCAAUCGCAACCGUUAAGAUGGAUGAGCGAAAUUGUUUGUUUGGAAUCGCCAGUUUUAAUACAAUUGUGUGCUCAAUUGCAUAAUUUGUUUUAUGGACCUAUAACAGGAGUUGGAUCAGAAAAAGUUCCUGUUUAUUACAACGUAGUUCCCGGUGGGACAUCUUUAAAAGCAUUAACUCAAGCUUCAGCCUUAGUAAAAGGAGAGUUUAGAAAGUUUGAUUAUGGCAUAAAAAAGAAUCCCGAGGUUUAUGGAACCCUCCAACCACCUGAAUAUGACAUCAAAAAGAUUUUGGUACCUACUUAUGUGAUGUAUGGCCAAAAUGAUUGGGUUGUUGGACGAAAAGACUCACUAAAUUUUUAUAAUAACUUAUCACCAAUUGCUCGAUAUGGAAUUAGAGAAAUCAACGAUGGCGAUUUUAAUCAUUUAGACUUCGUGUACGGCAGGCGCGUUAAAGAAUACGCUUAUGAUCGAAUUAUACAAUUAUUUCAAACGUUUCCUAAUAGUAAAUAAGUUUAAAUAAGUAUGCAUUUAAAUUAUCGAAAUAAAAAAAUUCAAAAACUA
Molecule: messenger RNA, 1760 nt
Organism: Onthophagus taurus
Lineage: Eukaryota; Metazoa; Arthropoda; Insecta; Coleoptera; Scarabaeidae
Product: lysosomal acid lipase/cholesteryl ester hydrolase
Biological process (GO): lipid metabolic process
Molecular function (GO): hydrolase activity, acting on ester bonds
Source: RefSeq, a predicted model, not a curated record